GAGAGAGAGAGAGAGAGACAGAGAGACAGAGAGAGAGAGGAGAGCGCUGGAGAAAAGAGACGCUUUCCUGAGCUACUUGGAGAAACAACGCCAGGCUUGACACUGAGUGAUGACCGUGGCGCAGUGAGACUCAGCAGACCGGGGAAUAAAAACGCGGAAUUAAAACACACACUACAAAAAAAAAGGAGGGGAGGAGGGUUUGCUCGGGGUUGUGGACACCUGCGCGUCUCCGCUUCGGCCGCAGGUGCGCUACGAUCCCCUCUGACGGAGGGAGAGUUUCAUGGGUCCGGGUAAGGAAGUGAGAGAAGAUAUCAUCCUAGGAUUACUUCUCGUUUCCUCGCCAGCACUCAUCCGGUUUCCAGCCUCUGUGAAAACAAACUUCCACUGCUUUUGCAACGUUUUCGAUCACAUUCCCUCAAAUGUUUGGAAAAAGAGAUCUUAAUCUGGAGCUUUUUUCAUGGUGGACUGUUCUCUGAGACGCGGAUUUACACUUGGCAGCUUCCCCAAACUGACCGCAGAAUUCCUCUGAACUUUCAACUCGUUUAUUGUGACGCGCAGCGGAGUUUUUCCAUCCAUUUUUAACGUGCUGAUGGACAGGACAAUGCCGGGAUUAUUACAGCAGUUUCUCACCCUGCCCCGAGGAAGAGGGGGUGAGUGAGGGAGCAGAGAGAGAAGGAGAGUACAGCGGAUAAAGAGAGGAGAAGAAGAAGGAGGGAAGUCGGUGGCGUUUUGGCUGCCGUCCGUUAGUUCUUUAGCGCCUUUGCUGGUCGGGCUCGUCCAUCUCUUUUUUUUUUAACUGGAUACACGGACACGCAUCAGGAGAGACGCACGGGGAGGACCCUGCGUUCACACCCUGGGGCCAGUGGGAGGUGACUGUCAGAAGAAAUGCCGGUCCUAGGCGCCCUAGUACAUCACCACCAGGACCAUGGCGACUCCUUGGCCAAUGAGAAAAGAGAGGUGCUCCCAUGCUAGAUGGUCGGCGUCAUCCUUCAUGCUCCUAUGGUUGCCGUGGGUGUUGCUAUGGCUUCCAUGGCCCACCCGAGCUGAACAAGUGGGCGGUGGGGGACACGGUGGGAAGGCUUUCCAUGGUUCCCUGUCGUCCCCCUCGUUGACGUCAUCUUCAUCCUCCUCCUCCUCGUCCUCAUCGUCCCCGUCCAGCUCUUCGGCGUGGGGCUUCAACACGAGGCAGAGUGGGGGGCAGCUGGACUGGCUGCUGUCGGAGAAAGGACCUUUCCACAGAUGUCCCGAGUACACGGAGUUCAGAGAGAGGUUCCAGCAGGGAUUUUCUACCAGAUACAAGAUUUACAGGGAGUUCAGCCACUGGAAAGUGAACAGCCUGGCAACAGAGAAGAGAGAUUUCCUCAAAGCUCCGUUGCCCUUAGCGCAAGAGUUCCUACGCAACCUGCGGUUACUGGGGCGACGGCCGACCCUGCAGCAAAUCAACGAAAACCUCAUCAAGAAGUACGGGACCCACUUUCUGGUGUCUGCUACCCUGGGAGGGGAGGAGUCUCUGACCAUUUUCCUGGACAAGCAGAAGCUGAACAAGAAGUCGGAGGGUAGCAGCAACAGCUCAGUGGUGUCUCUGGAGCUGCUGCAUCAGCUGGCCGCUUCCUACUUCACAGAUCGAGAGAGCACCCUAAGGCGACUGCACCACCUCCAGAUCGCCACUUCUGCCAUCAAGGUAACAGAGACGAGGACGGGCCCUCUCGGCUGCAGCAACUACGACAGCUUGGAUUCAGUUAGCUCGGUGUUGGUUCACAGCCCGGAAAAUAAGAUCCACCUGAAGGGAUUGCAAGAUGUCCUGCCAGAGUUCCUGCGUGGGCGUUUCGUGGAGGCAGCCCUGAGCUAUGUGGCGUGCAACUCAGAGGGCGAGCUGCUCUGCCGCAACAACGACUGCUGGUGCCACUGCUCUCCCCGCUUCCCAGAAUGCAACUGUCCCUUCGCCGACAUCAAGGUCAUGGAGGAGAACCUGGAGAAGAGCAAAGAUGCUUGGAGCGUCUUCAACCACGAGUUCAUGGAAUCAGAUGAAUUCAAGGCCCUCCUGAAGCGCUUGCCCACUGACAGGUUCUUGAAUGUGUCCACGAUUGCCAAGUUCUGGUCGGCCGACUUGUCCCUCCAGAAGCGAUACGCCCAGCUGGAGUCCAGCACGGCCCUGGUGCAGAGCAAAGCCCAGAAGAUCAUCAGGAAGCUGUUCACCCUGAGCAAACGCUGCCCCAAACAACCUCGCAUCAGUCUGCCACGAGAGAGGCCGGUUGGGUUUUGGUUGAACAGGGCGCAGUCUCUGAUCUACUGUAACGAGCAUGGUGUGUUGGGCUCCUUCUCUGAAGAGGUGAAGAGCUGUAUCUGCCCCCUGGAGCAGCCCACCUGUCAGGGAGCCAUUCCCUGCAUCGUGGGCACCUCCUCCACCUCCUGCCUGUCCUGUGCCACUGACAACGCAACCCGCUGCGGAGCCUGUCACCACGGCAACCUACUUCAUCUCGGUUCCUGCCGACCAAGCAUCGCCGCAUCCCUAGACCACUACCUGAACUUGGACUUGGAUAUGCCUGAUGCUGAGGUCAAGUAUCUGCUGCAGCGGCUGGACAGCAGAUUAGAGGUGCAUGCCAUCUACAUCAGCAAUGACGUGCGCCUAGGAAGUUGGUUUAAUCCUGCCUGGAGGAAGAGGAUGCUGCUGACACUCAAGAGCAACAAGAACAAGUCCAAUCUCAUCCACAUGCUGUUGGGCAUUUCUUUUCAGAUUUGCUUGACUAAGAAUUCAACACUGGAGCCUGUGCCUGCGAUAUAUGUAAAUCCUUUUGGAGGGAGUCACUCUGAGAGCUGGUUCAUGCCAGUGAACCAGCCUGACUUCCCUGACUGGGAGAGAACUCGACUGGACGCUGUUGCAACAGCACAGUGUUACAACUGGACACUGACUCUGGGCAACAAGUGGAAGUCCUUCUUUGAAACGGUGCACAUCUACCUGAGGAGCCGCAUUAUCACAGAUGAUCCAACAGUGAAUGAAACUCUCUUCUAUGAACCAUUGGACCUCGAUGACCAGACGUCCAACCUGGGUUACAUGAAGAUCAACACGCUUAAAGUGUUUGGAUACAGCAUGCACUUUGACCCAGAGGGCAUCAAGGAUUUGAUUCUGCAGUUAGACUAUCCAUACACACAGGGUACGCAGGACGCAGCCUUUCUGAUGUUGUUGGAGAUGAGAGACCGGAUCAACCGGCUGUCUCCACCGGCACCGCAGCCUCUCGAUCUGUUUUCUUGUCUUUUGCGCCAUCGGCUCAAGCUGUCAGCCGGAGAGGUGGCACGCAUCAAGGACUCUCUGCAGAUCUUCAACUCCAAGCUCCCCAAUGCUUCUCCUGAACCAGAGCUUGCACAGCUGUGCAGCUAGCUAAUUUAGCAAAAAAGCCAGGUUUCAGGAGAGAAACUAGACAUCGGAAGCGGAGUCACCGCUUCAAGGAUGGCCCUGAACAUAGCAGGGAAGGUCAUACUAAGUUAGCCUCCUGGACCAAAAUGGUGCAGCGUAACACCAACUUCAAAGGCUGACUGCUGGGCUUUUCUUACAGGCGCUCUUGGCGUGUUUUCUGGUGUCAGAGCAUUUUGUCAAAUGGUUGGAGCUAUGUUUUGAACUUUUUGGAGAACAGAAGACUCUUUCAGAGGAUCUGCUGUAAUAACCUAGAGGCUUACUUUUGCUGUUACUGCCCUGCUUUGGUGACAAUACAACUGGAUAAAGCAGCGGGGCUCUUGAACUGACAGGAUUUGCAGAGCCCUUGUGAUAAGGUAUACCCAAAACAUUUGCCUUACAAAAUGAAAGGCGGUUUUGAUAUGUAGGGAGGAACUCUAAAGGUGUCUUCAAAAACGAGUCAAUGGGAGAAGAUUUCCCCUUUUCUAACCCUUUCCUCUUUCGCUACAGAACAAUCUCAUGGGAAGGGAAAAUGGGUAAAUAUAUAUGUGGUGAAUGAGGUCUUGUUAUGCUUAACAGUUUAAAUUUGAUAAUCCUGAACCCUAUUACUGUCUUUGAAUAUUUCUUUUUAACCCCUGCCUUCCAUUUUAUCUGGCUUUGGAAACUUGUAUCUAUGCUUAACAUCAGAGUGAGAAUCUGGUUAGUGAUGUUCUGUCCUUGGUGGUGUGUCUAUACCAAUAGGAAGGUGUACACAUCGACAAACUGAAUGGUAAGACACCUAAAAUGUUGAUUUUUUUUUGUUGUUGCUGAAAUUCAGAAAGAAGUCUUCAGAUGUGAUGACAAAAAAGAGUCUGCGGAAAUAGCGCUGUAAAUAACGCUCCAUCUAACCCCCAGGUGUGGACAAGUGCACAUUGCUUUUUAGAUAACCGAGUGCAAAGACCAAAAAAAUGUUUAUAACUAAACAAACUCAUGCCUUAUAUGGAGAGUCAAUGUUAAGAUAAGAAGCACAUUUAGUUUCUGUGUUUGAUUUCCUGGCGAAGGCUGUAUUGCUUUUUAUAUUUCAAUAUUUCUACCAAGACAGAACAGCAGACACAUUCUCGAGAAAUUACGUGGUAAUGUAGCUUCUCUAUGUUAAUGCCAGUCACACAUUACUGCAGCUAAUUAUUUUGAGUUGGUGUUGUGAUAAUUUGAGUCACUAUCCACAGUGCACACCAGUACUUUAGAGGUUUUUCACUGGUUUGGUUUGGUCACAGGUCAAAGACGCAGAUGUUUUGUUGUUCUUCUUUUACAUAAUGGGUCCAAUGUUAACUGCUGUCUACCAUGGCAACGGGAAUUACAAGUUUUCUGUAAGGCAGUGUUAGUUAUGAAGAGCUGCAAACUCAUUUAAUUCACUAAUUUGUCACUGAUAAAAUCCGUAAACCUUGUAUAUCAUUUUUAGCUAUUCUUCUGUGCUCAGCUUGCUUAAGUAAAAACAGAGUGGUUUAUCUA
Molecule: messenger RNA, 4876 nt
Organism: Labrus bergylta (ballan wrasse)
Lineage: Eukaryota; Metazoa; Chordata; Actinopteri; Labriformes; Labridae
Gene: brinp2
Product: bone morphogenetic protein/retinoic acid inducible neural-specific 2
Biological process (GO): nervous system development; negative regulation of mitotic cell cycle; cellular response to retinoic acid
Cellular component (GO): cytoplasm; neuronal cell body; dendrite
Source: RefSeq, a predicted model, not a curated record